AACAUUUAAUGACAAUAAUUCUGAAAUUAUCUCACCAAAAUAAGAAAUCAAUCCUAAGUAAAAAUGAGAUAAUUACCUGCUUGCUGCUUCAAAGUAAUUUAAAAUGAACGUCGAUUAUUUAUUAAAAUCAUAUAAACACAGAGCAAGCGGCUGUUUAAGAAGAGAAACUCUUAACGCGGCUAGUGAAGAAACUCAACUAGCGUCGCGAGUGUAAGUUUUCUACCUGCUAUAAAAGGCUACACGUCGCAUUCACGAAAAAUACAAACAAGAUCACAACGUUUUCUCUGAUAUGGUAAUACCAUUCAAAUGUGCCAAUUGAAAUUACAGCAAAUCUGUAACUACAUACUACAUGAAUGAAAUAAUAAUAAUAAUAAUAAUAAUUCAAAUUUAGUUCGACUUUGAAAUCGCCGCACUGAUGGAGACAAGAAACCAGCCAACGAAAAAGGAAGUACUCUAAUUACUACAAUUAGCCGUGAAAAUCGCCAAGCUCUCCCUGCUACUUUACGUAUUUUAAAUAUCGAUUUUGGUUUUAAAAACUGAGAAGAAUAUUACGAGUUUGUAAAUAAUUAUUUAAAAAAUGUUGGGGAUUUAGUUGGAUUAUCGCAAGCAUAAAUGUAUGGCACCAAUUCGAAACCAAGCAGCGUGUGGAAGCUGCUGGUCCUUUGCUGCCAUAAAUCCACUCGAGUUCUCUGCUUGCAACAAAACCGCAACUAAAGUACUAACUCCAUUGAGUGAGCAACAUCUGAUUGAUUGCGAUCUUUACGAUAAUGCAUGCAAUGGAGGUUGGCCGACGAACGCUUGGUACCACAUCAAAACCAAGAAUGGAUCGGCAAAAGCUGCGAGUUACGCUUACAGCUCCGCUACUUGUUGUACAACUUCCUGCUGCGCAAGGAAAGCCUGCAAAUACACUGCAUCUAUGCUGGGAGCCAAGGUUUCGAAUUUUGGUAACGUAGGAAGCAGUAGCUCUAACAAUACCGCAUCGGUUAUGCAAUCGGCUUUGCUCCAAUAUGGUCCUCUUGCAGUUGCCAUCGCCACUGCCUCGUCCUUCAUGAGCUAUAAGAGCGGCGUUUACAACGAUGUGGCUUGUGAUAACAAAACAGUAUGCCAUCAACAUUGUCGGGUUUGGUAAGACAAAUGCAACUUAAUGCUCGUCUGGAACCGACUACUGGAUCAUUCGUAACUCCUGGGGAACCACAUGGGGGCUCUUGGAUUACGGAAUGAUUCAGCGUGGUGUCAACAAAUGCAGCAUUGAAUCGUAUCCUAUGGCUGUUAUUGCGGCUUAAAACC
Molecule: messenger RNA, 1287 nt
Organism: Daphnia pulicaria
Lineage: Eukaryota; Metazoa; Arthropoda; Branchiopoda; Diplostraca; Daphniidae
Product: cysteine proteinase 6-like
Exons: 5
Coding region: 617-1129 (170 amino acids)
Cellular component (GO): lysosome
Molecular function (GO): cysteine-type endopeptidase activity
Source: RefSeq, a predicted model, not a curated record